AUGGUGCUGGGUGGUUCCAAGUUGCUCCCGGCCGACUCGGAGCCGUCGAGCAGCGAGAAGUUGCGCAGUUUCAAUCGGGCCGUGAAGGAGGCGCGCGGCAAGAUUCAGGAUCUCUACGGCCAGGAUCAGUACCGAAGACAGCCCAGGCACACCAUCGACGAUAUGCUGGCCAGCUUUGCCCAGACCAGCAGCGGAGAAUCGGAGGACAAUGCCAUGGCGGAGGCAGCCAACGCCUGGUAUCGGGACUUCCAGACAGGCCACAAGAAAUCACAUACUGUCAGUAAACAGAGGGGCACGAACUACGAAAGUAACUACUUAAGGGAUAUGCAGAACACAGAGAUCGGCAAGGUGAAGCAGAAGUACAAGGAUACUGCGGUGGAUCCCAUCAUUCUAGUGUUCGAGACCACCAUGGCUCCCUUUCAGUACGGUGGUAGCGGUCUCACCUACCUGGACAUCAAGCUGAAGCAGGCCCAGGAGAUUUUAAACGAGCAUGAGAAGACUAGCAAAAGGGAUCCAUACCGGGUGAAGGAGUAUCACAAGAAGGCUGAACUCAACGACGAUCUACCGGAGUUUGAAAACAGGCCAGUGCCGGACGGGUUGUAUGAGCAAACAUUGCUCCGGCUCGAUUCGCCCAAAUGGAGGCCGAACAAUCUGUUGCACGAGGCCAACUACAAGCUGUCUAAGAUCGAGCAGGAGGCCUCUGAGAACGCCCAACGGAAAAUUCCGCCCAAGGGCAGGGGUUUGAACAAGCGCAGCUCCUAUCACGGCUUCAAUCCAAUGAACGAGAUCAAGCUAAAGACAAGCAACCGCCUCAUGCUCAAGGGCAUGGGACCCUCGCUGCCGAGCAAUGCGCUGGUGGAGAGCCAGCAUGCCCAUCUCAAUCAAGAGGGAUACAUGAGCGAUGAUGGUGAACGGCGGCAGCAGUGCGAUGGCCUCAGUCCGAUGACCAACAAAAUGAGGCAGUCUCCGGAGGUUGUAUCCUCCGGUGGCCACAACAUGUUGGAUCUGCCCCAGAGCUACGACUAUCGCCUGCCCCCGUACGAUCGCUUCCAUGCUCUCAGCCAGCGGCAGAUGCCCAACAUGGUCGACUACUUGCACCCCAAUCGCAGGUCCGUUGGGGACCCGGGACGCUACAAGCGGGAGCAUACCUUAAAUAUGACCCUGGCAACGACAGCGAAGGUGGCCGUGAAUGAGUCAGGAACUAAGGCCGAGCAGCUGGACAUCCCGAGUGUGCCUGCGCUCAAGGAAAGUGAACCAAAAGUCGAAGAACAACAGGAUGUCAAAGUGGAGCCGGAUAAAGAGCCAAUCGACAGCAAGGUGGUGGGUAAAGCUACUGCUUUCGAAAAGGUGCAAGUCGAGGCUGAAGCAAAGUCACUGAAAGUGAGAACGGACAUUGAGGUUAAGCCUACGGAACCUACAGAGCUGAAAGAUGAUGCUGUAUCUGUAUCUGAGGCGGACAUUUCAACAAAGCCGGAGGUGGGCGAAAGUGCUCAGGACUCUGCUGUUAAGGUGGAAAGCAUCGAGGCCAAGACAAGGCUAGAAACAGAUGCCAUCUCUGAAGCCGAGGGUAGCCUGGAGACCCAGAAUAAGUCAAACAGCCAUGCCGUCCUACAAUCGGUACUUGAACAGCCACAGGUUCAGGAGAAGUCCCAGGCGGCAGCCAGCAUUAAAGAUGCAGUGCUGCAGGAGAGCAUCAAGCUGACUGUGGAGGAGUCGUUCACGUCCAGGCCAGCCGAUGAGGUUUCCGAAGAGCCUGAGAGAUCAAAAAUAGCACCAGGUACUCCCCAUUUGCCCAAUCCCGAUGCAGUGGUCAAACUUCUGGCCAAUGAGCUGUCGCAUUUUAGUGGCGACAAAGAUCGCAACAAGCGGCACAUCCAAAGCCUACGUCGUCGCUGGUCUCCCAGGAAAAACCGGCGCUCCAAACGGUCCAUCGGAGAAGAGCAGCAGCCCCCGGAAUGCCCCGAGAGAACCAAGCGCAUGGCUGAUCCUCUGCUGGACGACCUGGAGGACCACAAUGGGAAUCACUUGCAUUUUGGAGACCUUGAAAGUGGCCUUCUUAUGUCCGAUGUCGAGGAAGAGACCGCUCCUUACGGAGAGGACGAGGCCAGUCUCUAUGAUGCCUCUAGCGUUCAGGUGCCCAUGAUGAAUCAGCGAGCUAAUGGACAACAACAGCAGCAACAGCAGCAGCAACAGCAGCCGCAACAACAGCAGCAACAGCAGCCGCAACAGCUACAGCAACCCUCCAAUUUCAAGGCCAGCUUCAAUUUGACUAACUUUUUUAAUGAGCUUCAGAAAAUGCAAAAGAAUCGUCCGCUUCAGCUGCAAGAGAAUCGUCCAGCGCAGCAGCAGCAACAACAACAACUGCAGCAGCAACAGCAGCAGUCACCGAUUCAGCAUCAAUAUCUGCCACAGCAACAACACUUUCCACAGAAGCCAUAUCUCCCAAAACAGCAAUACCUGCCACCUCAGCAACAGGCACCUCUACAAACCCAGCAAAAGCAGCUGAUAGCGCCGCCGCUAAUGAAGCAAUCCGCAGUCCAUCGAUACUUUGGUCCUUUCUUUAACAAGCAGGUCAAGAACAACAUGUUGUCCACAGUGGAUCCAUGCAUUACACAAGUUGAACCACUGACGCGGCCCUCAGUGUCCAUAACCAUUGAUCCCAAUUGCAUAUCAAUUACAACGCCCGUCCCCAACAUGAUGACGGAGUCGACUACACCAGGGUUUGGUGGAAACAAAACGAGUAUUCCAUCCAUGACGAAUACUACCGAUACGUCAACGAAUGCAACGGACUCAGGAGGGGCUGAUCAGGGUAAAACUUCUGGACCUGCUGUGCCGACCGGCGAUGUCUGCUAUAAACCAGAUGCCCUGAGGUUGAACGUGUCCAUCAACGCGAACGUGUGCGGGGAUCCAAAGACAAAACAGUUCUAUGGCAACGGAUCAAUCAACAUGCAGCCAGCCUUCGAUCAGAUGAACACCGACUUGAUGCUUGAUUGGGCGGAUUCGGCGGAUUCGGCAGAGCACGGGAGUGACGAUACUUUAAUGCAGAAUGAUGAUCGAUAUGCACGCGAAGCGGGUAGAAAUUGGAGGGAUAAUACCGGCCACAGAAGGAAUAAUAGGUGGGGCAAAGAGAAGUCCAAGGGGAAAAAGGAGUACAAGCCAGAAUCGAGCAAAUGUAGUGGAAAUGCCGAAUUCUGUGAUGACAGCUUGGAGAAGCUUAUAACUGGCAAAACGUCGGAGAACAUGUAGUAGUUUAAGUUGCUUGAUGGCAACGAGUAACAAUUAUUUAAUA
Drosophila miranda is the source of this 3289-nucleotide messenger RNA. RefSeq lists its product as uncharacterized. NCBI's taxonomy places the organism in Eukaryota, Metazoa, Arthropoda, Insecta, Diptera, Drosophilidae. The transcript is spliced from 4 exons. The coding region runs from base 1 to 3246 and encodes 1081 amino acids. Gene Ontology annotation, cellular component: nucleus. Gene Ontology annotation, biological process: regulation of transcription by RNA polymerase II. Gene Ontology annotation, molecular function: transcription cis-regulatory region binding. The record is from RefSeq and is a predicted model, not a curated record.